Gymnodraco acuticeps is the source of this 3326-nucleotide messenger RNA. RefSeq names its product thymocyte expressed, positive selection associated 1 (gene tespa1). Gene Ontology annotation, molecular function: signaling receptor binding. The coding region runs from base 1139 to 3100 and encodes 653 amino acids. The record is from RefSeq and is a predicted model, not a curated record. NCBI's taxonomy places the organism in Eukaryota, Metazoa, Chordata, Actinopteri, Perciformes, Bathydraconidae. The transcript has 14 exons.
UUCAUAACAUUCCUCUGAGUUUAAAAAGUUCACUUACUGCUCAUAAUUUGAAGACGGGAGGAGUUUCUCUGCUCUUUUUCGGGUUGACACAACUUUUCACAACUUCACACAAACUUGAUGGACUCCCCUUAUGAAGGAGAAAGACAGAUGCGUUCGAUUUAAACACCGGGUUAGCCCGAAGCAUUCGUGGGGCACGAACACUGAGCGUCAGGCAGCAGAUUGCUUUUUAUUGUGUACUGUUAAACGUUGACAUUAUACUUUGACCAUAAAGUUAAAGACUAAUGCAUGUAAACUACAUUAAUUUACAUUUUGCACUUCAUUUAGAACGAUUCUAGUUGAUUUACAGUCGGAUGUAAUUAAAAGGUCAUUUUAACACACAAUAGUGGAAAUACCGGUUAUCAGAACAGUUGACCACAUGACCAAACCUUAACAGCAUCACAUUGUGAAAGGAUAUUAAAAAAAAUAAAGAACGUUAUAUCUUAAAUUCUGGUCAAUUCUAAUACACGUUGGCAGCUUUGCUGUUUACUGUACUACUGCAAUGACCCUGUAGAGAAAAAGAAGCGCACCCCUCUGUCAGCUACUUGCGAAGGAUUGUUGCUUUCCUCCAAUGGAACAAGUCGUUUUUGCCAACGAGCUUAAACAAACCAAUGUGAUUGGCCUAACGCGGAGAAUUGGGCGGGACAAAGCAAGCUUUUUGCAGGAUGUGUCGAAGCUGCAUCUCACGCUGAGAGAACUGUUGAGUUUCAGAUGAGAUGCAAAGUCACUUCCUACAGUCUGCUCAAACUCUCUUAAUGUUCCGCGCAAAUUCAGCAACACAUGCAGGCCAGCUGACAAGGACCACAACAAUUAACACGAAACUGCACUGAUGACUUUCACCGUAAAGUCAUCAGUGAAACCCAAAGCAGGCUGGAUGCAGUUUGAGGGUUUGCUAAAGAUCGCAGAUCAGUUUCAGGGAUCUCAGCCUGCGACAACAGGAAACGAGAGAAAAAGCGCCACUGACACAACUGAAACCUGCCUCCAUGAAGUAGGACUAGUCUACAUCAUUCAGCUAAAUAUACAGCCUGGAGACACCUGUCCAUCGCUUAUAUCAUGGAUCACACAAAGCUUUGACUCCAUGUUCUGUCUGUGAUCUGAGGCGAUGGAGAGCCCACCCUCCACAGUGCGGCGGAGGGCCUGGAUCAACAGCCGCCGGCAGCGCUCCACUCUGGAGCCGGACCCCGAGGGGCCGUUAUGUACCCUCCCCUCGGCCUCUGUAGCCGACGACGACGACGUCUUCUCUGACGGAUGCUUUACUGGAAAGAUCGAGAAUUGGCUCCAGAGUUGUGGGGCAGAGGCCUGCUCAGAGACCACGGAUCAGCUGAGUUUUGACUCUGAGCUGAAAGCCAGGAAAUGUGACGAUGAACUCAAUCUUGGUGCUGAUGCGUCUUUGUUAAAUGGUGGGGAGAUAUCAUCUAAAGCUUGCCUCGCACAGCAUCCUUCUUCCAAACCAGGUCCCGGCAGACUCACCAGUACCCCUCGUAAGGAACAAUGUCUGCCGAAACUAAACUUGGGCCACAGCAUGGCCUCCAGCUGCCUCUCCUCCUCCACCUUUAAAACUACAUCGAGUAUCUCAGAGGUCCUGCAGCUGUGUGCUGAGGAUGCGGAGGAGACGCUGUACGAGCUGGGUUUUGGCCGUGACGAGCCUCAGGUCACUGUCCGCAUCCCUCCUCGCUUCUUAAACUUUCCUUCUCUGUCUCGGGGCAUCAACUUCCGGGUUUUCCUGGACUCUCAGAUACGGCGGAUACGAGAGGAAGACCCAAGCCUCUCUCUUGCUAGUCGUUUCAGACAAGUGCAAGUCCUCACAGCAAUGGCCAACGCUUUCUACUCCCUCUACUCCCACGUGUCCCGCACUCCUCUGCAGAAACUGGCCACACCAGAGUUCACCUUCUCCUCGUCUCCUGUGGAGAAGAUCGAGCGCUUCAGAGGCAGCAUCCGCAGCGAGGUGCGCUCUCCGGUGGAGCGGCUGAAGGACACCGUCUCCAAGAUGUGUCUCUACACAGGCUCUCCUCGAGGGUCAGACUCCACCUCUCCACAGCCCUCACCCAGGAAAAGGGCCAACCUCCCUGAUGUUGUGGGUAUAGUCCUGGAGAAACACAAGAGUGGGGCUACAAAGAAACUGGAUUUGGGGGAUUAUGAUAGGAGCAACUUGGAUGUCAGGCUGUUUAUGGAUGGGGAUACAUCCUGUGACAGUGGGAAGGAGGCACAAACACAGCAGAGCAUGGAGGAUGAAGACAUUCUUCAAAAUGGAAAUACAACCUGUCAUAAGAUGCAGGGCUGCAAACAAACAGAUAAUGUUGAUGCAGAUGAAAACAGUGUCAGAGCAGCAGACCUUGACAGCAGGACUCACAGUGUAACAUCUCUAGCGUCAUCAGUAUCAGGAGAAACUGUGAUAGAAACCGAGCUGGACUCAUGUGCAUCUCAAAGAGAGACUGGCACUGCUGAUCUGAAACCAGUUGCUAAGAUGACGUACGAUCUAAUCUGCCUGCAGAUAGUUGAGAGUGUACACCAGGCGCCUUUCUGCUGUCAACAGACAAUUAUUCCAAAAACAAACACUUGUAUCUCCUCUGAGAAAGUAAGCAUAGAUGGAUCUCAUGAACCUGAUAUACAAAUCUCUAUCCCUGAGCCUGACACCCAACAGACUCGUGCACCUGGAUCACUUCCUGUCCUGGCCCCCUACGGAGACCCCACCCAGUGCUGCAUCACUGUGACGGGCUGGGAGGGGGGCGGCAUCUCUCCUCAUUCCUCAAAUGCAAUAGAUGCCGGUCAUGCUUCUACUGUAAUGCCUCUGCAGAAAUGUGAGGAGUCAUUUAUCAAGGGGAGAAGCCGGUACCUGAAUCCCCUGACUCGUCACAUCCUGGGGCACGACUCCAACCCUCUGCAACAGGUCAACUCCUUCGAGCUGGAGGAGGUGCAUAGUGCAGGAGAGGAAGAUUUUGUUAAAUCUGAAACGACGACAACAACCCCCCUGUCGUCUAAAGGUGAGAUGGUCCGGGGCGACAGCAUGCAGUCAGACAGCAGCGGCUAUGCAGAUGAAGAAGUUAGCCCUUCAUCAAACAGAUGACGGAAACAACUGAAUUUCAUCUCAUUUCUCACCUGUCGACUAUUUCCUGCACCAAAUGUUGUUUCUAAACAGAGGCUUAAGAUGUGAUGAUUCUGUAAAAAACGUAGUUACGUGAGAGAAUUUUUUUCACAAUAAGACUUCCGGACAUGCAAAUCAUUAAGUUUCUCCCCAGUGCUCAUACAGACUGUAAAUAAGUAACAAUAAAACUAUUGUAGUUCAAAGGGUU